Messenger RNA from Orycteropus afer afer, 577 nucleotides. Its product is annotated as cyclic nucleotide-binding domain-containing protein 1-like. The record is from RefSeq and is a predicted model, not a curated record. The transcript has 5 exons. The annotation marks the transcript as partial. Lineage: Eukaryota; Metazoa; Chordata; Mammalia; Tubulidentata; Orycteropodidae.
AUGCCUCUGUCUCCUCUUCCAGCAGCCCUCCUGUCUCACAUGAUAAGUGUUAGCAAUGUGCCUCCUCCUCCAAUUCACAAUAUACCAAGUUUGAAACUUUCUAAAUGCAUUGAUUAUGAUCAGUUGAAUGCGUUAUGCCACAUUACAGAACUGCAUGGCAAGAGUUCUUGCAGUGUCUUAGCUACUCACAGAACUUUUUUGAAGCAAUAUCCUAAAAUAUUCCUGCAGAGAAAAGUCAGGCUGCCUAAACUUAUCACACUGGAGACAAAAAGAAGAUCUACUGACUAUAAAGAACAAAGUGAGCCCACACCACCUGAUGACUCUCAUAAUAUAGCUGUUCACAUUAGGAAAAUGCAUGGCUGCUCUUCUUUAUAUGGACCAAAAGGAUUUGAAGACAGACUUGAAGAAUUCAUAAUGAUCUUGAAGAAAUUGCCCAUUCACAGGACUGUGCAUGAACACAACACUGUGUGGAAGAUGCUGCAAACAGUGCCAGAUUUAACCUCUCAGCUAACGGAUGAUCAUCUGAAGGCACUUAGUCAGAGUGUCAUUUCUGAAACCUGGAUAAAAGGCAGCACAG